AUGGCGCCUACGGUUGCCGGUCGUGGCGGCCCUGGGCAGGCUCGUCGUGCGCCUCCAUAUCCUGCUUCUUCGUCAGGCGGCAAGGCCCGUCCGGGGACCGCCAGCAGGGUGCAUCCUGCGGUGGGCGGCAAGACGGUAACAGGCGCGAAGCGACAUCGUAAAAUCCUUCGUGAUUCCAUUAAAGGUGUCACGAAACCCGCAAUCAGACGACUCGCUCGACGAGGCGGCGUCAAGAGAAUCUCUGCGGGCAUCUAUCCCGAGAUACGCCUCGCACUCAAAACCCGUCUUGAAACGAUUCUGAAUAUCUGUGACACGGUGGUUGAGUAUCGCCAGGCAAAGACAAUCACAGUGAAUGACGUCAUUUUCGCUUUGAGAAAGAUUGGUCGACCCAUCUACGGCUUUGACCCCGACACAUACGACGCGAGGAAGAAUGUGCGGCACGAACCGCCUCGAGGCUCUUGA
This is a messenger RNA of Purpureocillium takamizusanense, 462 nucleotides long. RefSeq lists its product as uncharacterized. The coding region runs from base 1 to 462 and encodes 153 amino acids. Gene Ontology annotation, biological process: nucleosome assembly. NCBI's taxonomy places the organism in Eukaryota, Fungi, Ascomycota, Sordariomycetes, Hypocreales, Ophiocordycipitaceae. The record is from RefSeq and is a predicted model, not a curated record. Gene Ontology annotation, cellular component: nucleosome. The transcript is spliced from 6 exons. Gene Ontology annotation, molecular function: protein heterodimerization activity; structural constituent of chromatin; DNA binding.